UUACCGUCGUAAAUCUAUUAAACAAAAGAAGAACAACCUUAGGUGGCACAGAGUUGAAAGGAAACAUAAACUGUCUUAACUGUCACACUGACAGAAUUACUAAACAUCUCAAUAAUAUUGGAAACCAAAUUUUGCCGAAUCACUUUUUAGAAAUUUCACAAAGUGCCCGAAAAUGAGCUUUGGACUUCCCUCGUUAAAAGCAAAGCCCUGCCAGGCAAGUGAGUAUGGUUUCGAUCAGGGACAAUUUGGGGUACCAGACGUGAUGAAAAGCGGCCUGGGAUCAGCCAAGAGCACCUUAGAGAAUGUGCAUCCAUUGGCCCAGUCUGAGAAGAACUAUCGUCAAAAUGUGGACAUGAUGAACAUGCAGAUUCUGCGAAAUAUUCAAGGGAUGCACGCCCCUUUGAAACUGGCAAUGGAAAUAAGGGCGGCGAAUAAAAUUGGACACUUGCCUUGCCUGCAAUCCUCAAGGGUUAUGUUCGAUUCCCUGACUGGAAGAGACUUGGAAAUCUCCCCUGAAGAUGUGUUUAAUACAGGGGAAUUUUUGGAGGUGGUCGGGCAGCCCCAUGCCAUAGUGGAGAAAUCAUUAGGGAUUUUAUAAGUGUAAAGGUUAUUUUUUAAUAAAAUUAUUUCAACCAA
Molecule: messenger RNA, 636 nt
Organism: Dendroctonus ponderosae (mountain pine beetle)
Lineage: Eukaryota; Metazoa; Arthropoda; Insecta; Coleoptera; Curculionidae
Gene: Pomp
Product: proteasome maturation protein
Exons: 3
Coding region: 173-598 (141 amino acids)
Biological process (GO): proteasome assembly
Cellular component (GO): cytoplasm; nucleus
Source: RefSeq, a predicted model, not a curated record